Messenger RNA from Platichthys flesus (European flounder), 4799 nucleotides. RefSeq names its product kinesin heavy chain-like. Gene Ontology annotation, molecular function: microtubule binding; ATP binding; microtubule motor activity. The transcript has 26 exons. The record is from RefSeq and is a predicted model, not a curated record. The coding region runs from base 464 to 3301 and encodes 945 amino acids. Lineage: Eukaryota; Metazoa; Chordata; Actinopteri; Pleuronectiformes; Pleuronectidae. Gene Ontology annotation, biological process: microtubule-based movement.
CGCCUCCGUUGCCAGUCCCGGACGAUGCGGUUGUCUGUGCGCGUCCUCUCCGGUCUCUCCCCUUGCACACCCGGCACCGACCCCCGCGUUCACCUCCUCCGCCACAAACAGACACACGCCAGCCCGCUGCUCGCACGGCGUGUCGGUGUCACCCCUGCAGCCUGAGGCCUGUGCACCGACGCAGCGCUGCGGUGGAUCUGGACAUGGCGCAGCCGAGGGGUCCGGCUUGGAUGAAGGACGCGUUGCGCAGUGGAGGUUUCUCAACUUAGGGCAAACAGAGAACCACGCGUUUGACCUCAGCUUCGUCUGCAAGUGAUGCUCUGAGUCUCUGCUGCAGGGGAAACUGAACUCAGGACCCCGAGGCCCCCUUGGACCACUGCACAUCGAAUCCUCCACUGGUCUUCAGCCUCUCGUUGGUUCCUCGCAUCACUCGGAUAACGGGUCCGCAGCAGCAGCAGCAGCCAUGGUGGAUGUGGCAGAGUGCGGGGUGAGAGUGAUGUGUCGCUUCAGGCCCCUGAACGAGGCCGAAAUCAACAGGGGAGACAAAUACAUCCCCAAAUUCAAAGAGGACGACACCGUGGUGAUAACGGCCAAGCCGUACGUGUUCGACCGCGUGCUGCCUCCGAACACGUCGCAGGGGCAAGUGUACGACCAGUGUGCCAAACAGAUCGUGAAAGAUGUGCUGGGCGGAUACAACGGGACCAUCUUCGCCUACGGGCAGACGUCGUCUGGGAAGACACACACGAUGGAGGGCAAACUGCACGACCCCCAGCUGAUGGGAAUCAUCCCUCGCAUCGCCCACGACAUCUUCGACCACAUCUACUCCAUGGAUGAGAACCUCGAGUUUCACAUAAAGGUCUCUUAUUUUGAAAUCUACUUGGACAAGAUUAGAGACCUGCUUGAUGUGUCGAAGACGAACCUCUCGGUGCAUGAAGACAAGAACAGAGUGCCCUACGUCAAGGGUUGUACUGAACGUUUUGUGUCCAGUCCAGAGGAGGUGAUGGAUGUUAUCGACGAGGGCAAAGACAAUCGGCACGUGGCGGUGACCAACAUGAACGAGCACAGCUCCCGCAGCCACAGCAUCUUCCUCAUCAACAUCAAGCAGGAGAACAUCGAGACGGAGAAGAAGCUGUCGGGGAAGCUCUACCUGGUCGACCUGGCCGGCAGCGAGAAGGUGAGUAAGACGGGAGCUGAGGGCGCGGUGCUGGACGAGGCCAAGAACAUCAACAAGUCUCUGUCGGCGCUGGGGAACGUCAUCUCCGCUCUGGCCGAGGGAACAAAAACCCACGUGCCGUACAGGGACAGCAAGAUGACCCGGAUCCUGCAGGACUCACUGGGAGGAAACUGCCGCACCACCAUCAUCAUCUGCUGCUCGCCCUCCGUCUACAACGAGUCCGAGACCAAGUCCACGCUCAUGUUCGGACAGAGAGCCAAGACCAUCAAGAACACGGUGUCGGUGAACCUGGAGCUGACGGCCGAGGAGUGGAAGAAGAAAUACGAGAAGGAGAAGGACAAGAACAAGGGCCUGAAGAGCGUCAUCCAGAGGCUGGAGGCCGAGCUCAACCGCUGGAGGAACGGGGAGAACGUCCCGGAGGAGGAGCAGCUGAGCUCCAAAGAUCAGAAGAGCAUCGAGUGCGACAACACCCCCGUCAUCGACAACCUGCCGCCGGCCGGAGGAGGCGUCGCCGUCUGUGGCGAGGAGCACGGCAAGUUCGAGGAGGACAUCACCAACCUGUACAAGCAGCUGGACGACAAGGAUGAUGAGAUCAACCAACACAGUCAGCUGGCUGAGAAGCUCAAGGAGCAGAUGCUGGAUCAGGAAGAGCUGCUGGCGUCGACGCGGCGAGACUACGAGAAGAUCCAGGAGGAGAUGUGCCGGCUGCAGGCGGAGAACGAGCUGGCUAAAGAGGAGGUGAAGGAGGUGCUGCAGGCCCUGGAGGAGCUGGCCGUCAACUACGACCAGAAGAGCCAGGAGGUGGAGGAGCGGGAUCAGAUCAACAUGCUGCUGGCUGAGGAGCUGCAGCAGAAGACGGCGCUGCUGUCGGCGGUGCAGAGGGAGCUGGGUCAGCUGCAGGAGCUGAACGGGCUUCAGAGGAAGAGAGCCGCCGAGGUCCUCAACCUGCUGGUGCGGGACCUCAGUGACAUCGGCGCCAUCAUUGGCACCAGCGACGCCAAGUCCUCAGAGACGAACGGGAACGGCUCGGCGGUGGAGGAGGAGUUCACGGUCGCUCGCCUGUACAUCAGCAAGAUGAAGUCCGAGGUCAAGUCGCUGGUCAACCGCAGCAAACAGCUGGAGAGCGCUCAGGCCGACGCCCACCGCAAGAUCCAGGCCAAUGAAAAGGAGCUGUCAUCCUGUCAGCUGCUCAUCUCCCAGCACCAGGCCAAGAUCCGCUCUCUGACUGACUACAUGCAGAACAUGGAGCAGAAGAAGAGGCAGCUGGAGGAGAGUCAGGAUGCUCUGACUGAGGAGCUGACCAAACUGCAGGCCCAGGAGAAAAGACACGAGACGACGGGGCUGGAGAAGGAGGACAUCGGCCGCCUGGACGGAGGCGAGGACAUCAAGAAGACACUUGAGGAGCAGCUGGAGAACCACAGGGAGGCUCAUCAGAAGCUGCUCAGCCGCCUCCGAGACAAACAGAUGAUGCUGGAUGAACUGACCGAUCUGAACCAGGGUCUUUUACUGGAGCAGGAGAGACUCAUGUCAGACUAUGAGAAGGUGAAGGCUGAAGAGCAGGAGAAGGACGCCAAGCUGCAGAAACUCAUUCUGCUGAAUGAACAGAGGGAACAGGCCAAAGAGGACUUGAAGGGGCUGGAGGAGACUGUGGCCAAGGAGUUGCAGAGUCUCCACAACCUCCGCAAAAUGUUCAUCCAGGACCUCACCACCCGGGUCAAGAAGAGUGCGGAGCUGGAUUGUGAGGAGGGACUCGGCAACGGGGCCCAGAAACAGAAGAUCUCCUUCCUGGAGAACAACUUGGAGCAGCUCACCAAGGUUCACAAGCAGCUGGUCAGAGACAACGCCGACCUUCGCUGUGAACUGCCCAAGCUGGAGAAGCGUCUCCGGGCCACAGCCGAGCGAGUCAAGGCCCUGGAGAAUGCGCUGAAGGACGCCAAGGAGAACGCCAUGAGGGACCGCAAGCGCUACCAGCAGGAGGUGGACCGCAUCAAAGAGGCUGUGCGCUCCAAGAACAUGGCCAGGAGGGGCUACUCUGCGCAGAUCGCAAAGCCCAUCCGUCCAGGCCACCAUCCACUGUCAUCCCCCAUCAGCAGCUGCAUCAAGACCGGAGGCAUCUACACCCACUAAAACCACAACAGCAAGUCUAACCUUACGGACCACAGACGACUCCACGCAUGCCUGACCAGUCCACCUGGAGCCACAAGCCCCGCCCCUUACAGUCCGAGCACCAGCGGGAGAUCAUCACAACAGUUUGUCGUUUGAACAACACACCGAUUUCGUUUGCUCAGCGUAAAUAGCAGAGGCCUCAUGUCUAACUUUACGCAACAGAUCAAAGUUUAGCAGACGACUUGUUGCAUCUCUUUGUUUUUCACUUAUGACUGAAACAGACCAACCUCUAGAUUGUUAGUAUAAUCCUAAACCAGCAUUCAUUCAUUUAAAAAGACUACUUUUGGGAAAUAUGCUUAUUUGCUUUCUUAAAAAGAUGGGGGGGUGGUCUUUGAGAGUUUGUUAAGUUAAGGCGGAAAUGAAAUUCACCUACUUUAUGCAGUUAUUGACGCGCAGCUCGUAAUGUGUUGUCCCCCCCCUCAAAAUACUUUCUGUACAAAUAUCUUGAGCUGUGUCCUUUUUGACAAUCAUCCACUCAACCCGCCAUCGAGCUUUAGAACGUAUUUUCAUAAUCUGUGCUGUUUGUAUAAAAUCCGAUGUCCCUCGAAUAUUGCUGAAGUUGGACCUUCCCAUCCCUGAAGUCACACAUCUAAUCAUGUAUUAAGAAAGUGUAAAGAUUGAGUUAUACGGAUUUGUUUUGUCAUUUUAUCGUCUAUUUGCGUUCCAGGAUUUUUAAGUUUUAAAAUUGUUGCCUGCUUGUAUUGUUCUGUAGCCCUGCAGGGACACUGACCAGCCAAUCAGAUGUUCCUCGGACUUGGACAUUAGGAGAAGGCCUUUUUAAAUGUAACUAUACUGGAAAGUUCCUGAUCAUCAAGUCAGAGGACCUAAACCCCUAAGUCAGAUAAAAAAAGCAAAAGCAGACAAACUAAAGGCCCCCUUUAUCUUGAAAUUCCUGCCCUCUGAUUGGCUGAAAAGUCUGUUUUUACACUCUGCCACACAUUGUGCCUUUGGAAACACCUGGACCACCAGACUUCAGAAUCAACCAUGUUAAAUAUACUUGCAUAUAAAUGCCCCCGCACCUUCCUCAAAGCAAAAGAUUGUUCUCAACGAGAGCCCUUCCCCCUCUAGUCAGAGUUUUGUUUGUGCUUCCGGCUAAGCAUGUUUUUUGAAUGUACAUUAGCACCGGACGGCUCUUAAGGCGAAACAGAGUUUAAUUGCUUUCCAACAACGUCACGACUCAGAGCCAGAUUAUCUCCCUCCUCAUUGGAUGUCUAAUCAGUGGAGGUUGGUUGUGGGGACAGAUGCGUUCUUCCUGAACAAGUGAAUGUUACUGCAUGGAGUAGAGCUCGUGAUGAAAGGCAUGCUCAGGGAGGGUGAACUGUGUUUACCUCAUCGUGAUGUACAUUUUGAGUUUGCAAAUUGUUUUUGUUUUCAGUUCCCUUCGUUUCCUUUGGCUGUGGCAUCAUAUCUGAAUAUACCUACAACAGAUGAUAAUAAAGAUGUAUCUAUUUAACUUUCA